AUGCAUACCUACUCUAUUUUUAUUCUACCCUUCCCUAUACCCUUUCCAUGCUCACUCCCAUCUCCUAUGGCAACAAAACCAACGAAGACUAACGAAGGAAUCCUAUGGGACUUCAGACCAACCUAGAUGUUUAUUAGAGGAUCAAUCGUAUACGAGCCUUUAAAUCCUCUUCCUAACUAUAUUCCACCUCGAGCGUCACCACCAUCGCCGCCAAAAAUGAAUGGGAAAUAUAGCCUUCCACCUCUCACAAUGUCACCUCUCGUGGAGCCAAGUGUCACUGGUAGCUUUGACCACGGAACUACUGGAUUGAAAAAAAGCGCGUCAAUUGAUGGAAUUUUCAAGCGAAAACCUGUUGACCCAGCCGAAUAUUUUGCCCAAUUCAAAGUGCCCAGCUAUCUCAAGACAUAUGAACCCCCAGUUCCCUUGUUCACAAUUGUUCGCCGUUCCGAGUCUCUAAAUGCGCGAAGAACAGAAUCUCGGAGAAACGAGGAUAUCCCGAAGCUCGCAAAUAACUUAUGGAGUAACGAUACAGCGGAUGACGUUGUUUAUAGAAUCCUAACAGGCGGAGGUUGGGGUCGCGAUGAGCUGCCUCCACCGGCUCCGAGGGUUCAACGACCGAAGAAUGGACAGAAUCGUCACCUGUGGCACAAAGAGGAGUCUUCUCAAGGAGUGAUCAGAGGAGUUCGGAAGUUCGCCGAGCCUAUGGGCUAUGAUCAUCAGUCACGUCGUUUGGAUUGA
This is a messenger RNA of Caenorhabditis elegans, 738 nucleotides long. NCBI's taxonomy places the organism in Eukaryota, Metazoa, Nematoda, Chromadorea, Rhabditida, Rhabditidae. The record is from the annotation of a RefSeq genome assembly.